AUGCCGGCGGCACAGACACCACGGCAUUUUCGUAUCAGUGCACCAUGUACGUCCGCCAACAUUGGACCUGGAUUUGAUGUACUUGGCAUUUCGCUUUCACUCUACUUGACGCUGGAUGUCAAACUGUACCAUGAGGAUGCAACGGCACCAUUUGAAAUGACCUAUUCGGGCGAAGGGGCUAAGGAUGUUCCACUUUUUCCAGAGCAAAACUUGAUUACCAAGACCGCUCUCUACGUCCUUUCGGCGAAUGGGAUUGACAACUUGCCUCAACCUCUCAAGAUCCAUGUUGACAAUCCGAUUCCGUUGGGCCGAGGUCUUGGUUCUUCCGGUGCAGCCGUUGUUGCUGGUGUUUUACUUGGCGACGCACUUGGCAACCUUCAUUUAUCCAAGGAUCGCAUGUUGGAUUAUUGCUUGAUGAUUGAACGCCAUCCAGAUAAUGUGGCAGCUGCAUUGAUCGGUGGAUUUGUCGCUUCCUAUCUCCGUGAUCUGGAUCCAGAUGCUACCAAGGGCGUCCCUGCUUCAGAAUCUUUCAAUGAUAAUGGAUCCCCCGCAAACAACACAACCCCUCAACCACCCAUUGGCAUUGGUCAUUACUUACGUCUUGGAUGGGCAAAGGAAAUCAAGACAAUUGCUAUUGUACCCAACUUUGAAGUCGCCACUGCAAAGGCACGCGCUGUCCUUCCAGAUACCUACAGCCGUCAAGAUGUGAUCUACAACUUUCAACGUUUGGCCGUUGUCACCACUGCUCUUAGCCGCUCACCUCCAGAUGCUGAUUUGAUUUAUAAUGCUGUUCAAGAUCGUAUCCAUCAGCCUUAUCGCACCACCCUCAUCCCUGGUCUUCCUACCAUUCUUUCCAGUAUCACUCCCGCUAAACAUGAGGGCCUUCUCGGUAUCUUCCUUUCUGGAGCUGGUCCCACUAUCCUUGCUUUGGCUACUGGUAACUUUGAUGCCAUUGGUCAAGCCGCUCAGGCUGUGUUUAAGGAGAAUGGCGUUGAAAGCUCAUACCAGGUCUUGGAGGUCACUCAGGAUGGCGCAUCAUGUGUCGAAUUGUAG
Lichtheimia ornata is the source of this 1053-nucleotide messenger RNA. RefSeq names its product homoserine kinase. The record is from RefSeq and is a predicted model, not a curated record. The transcript is spliced from 3 exons. The coding region runs from base 1 to 1053 and encodes 350 amino acids. NCBI's taxonomy places the organism in Eukaryota, Fungi, Mucoromycota, Mucoromycetes, Mucorales, Lichtheimiaceae. Gene Ontology annotation, biological process: L-threonine metabolic process. Gene Ontology annotation, molecular function: ATP binding; homoserine kinase activity.